This is a messenger RNA of Drosophila busckii, 885 nucleotides long. RefSeq lists its product as uncharacterized. Lineage: Eukaryota; Metazoa; Arthropoda; Insecta; Diptera; Drosophilidae. The record is from RefSeq and is a predicted model, not a curated record. The transcript is spliced from 2 exons. The coding region runs from base 70 to 798 and encodes 242 amino acids.
AGUCGUGAGUUUCCGGCCAACAAUACGCUCGACUAGACGCGCUUAAGCUUUAAGUUUUAAACAAAUAAAAUGACUAAAUUAGUACUGAUCUGUCUGCUGUCGCUGGCACUUGUCCAGUGCGCGCUGUCCGAGAAUCCUGCCGAGGCGCUGAAUCAGCACAUACGCGUGCAGCUGCAGGAGUAUGAAAAGUUCCUGGCCAACGACGAUGGCUCCCACAAGGAGGAACUGCAGAAGCUCAUCAAGAUCUACGAGUCGGCGCUGAAGACCGAGGACUUUGCCGAGAAGGAGACCAUUGUCAAGGGUGUGACCGCGCAGUUCUCUGCCGAGUUUGGCGCCUUUGUGCAGCUGCAGCUGCAGAUGGAUCAGCUUGCUGAGGAUAUCAAGUCUGCCAUUGGCUUCUAUAAGACCAUCGAUGCCUCGUUCAAGGCUGAUGCCGACAAGGCUAUUGCCGAUCUGCAGGCUAUGGAGCAGAUGACCGACUUCGAGGCCAAGAAGAAUGCUUUCCUCAAUCUGCAAACGACUUUCAGACCCGAGUUUGUCGAGUUCCUCAAGAAGGACUCGCUGCCCAAGAUCAUGCUGGAUCUGCAGAACUCCAUUCAGUUCUUCGAGACGCUGCUGGCCGCCGAUGCCAACAUCAAGUUCGCCAGCGAGAUUGCGGCACUGAAGGCUCAGGCCCAGGCUGCCAUGGCCGAGAAUGUGAGCAUUGAUGAUAAGCAGAAGGCUCUGUUCGAGAUCACCAACCCGUCCAAUGCCGAGCUCUACGAGUUCCUGCAGAAGAAAUUCAUCGAAGCUAACUAAGCUGCCUGCGAAAUCGAUUGAUUCCAUUCGAUUCGAUUUCCCAUUCAUUGCUCAUUACUAUAACUAAACUAUUUGUGUGUGUUAAUA